CUUGCGCUCCGGUACCAUGCGCUAAUGUUUACAGAAAGUAGGUAUGGCUCAUAGAAGCGAUGUGAUACAGCCAUACCAAUGUGAUCCAGAAUCUGACCCAGAAGGAGAGGCUCCUGAAGAAAUUCAAACUCUGCGGCUGCAGCAGGACGUUUCUGAAUGGUGCUCCUGUGGAAACUGUGCUACCAUGCCCACAGAAGCUGAGAAUAUCUGCUGUUUAGAGAUACCACAGGUUACCAGACGGCUGCGGGAGGUUGAGGAUGAGCCAUCAUGUAUGGUAGACCAUCCUGGGUUGGAGCCUGUCUGCCUCAAUGUGUACUCUCUGCAGAAUGCCUGCCAAAUAUACCGAGCUGACUAUGGUCCUUUACGGCUGAGAGGAAUACACCAUCAUUACAGGUAUUUCGCAUAUCGCAGCUUCGUUAGCUGGUGCGGGGGCUUCCUGGGGCGCAGAAUCCGGGUCGUCAUUCCAGCUUGUGUGGUCCUUCGCAUCCACACGGAGUUUCCUGAUGCUGAAGGCCACUGUGUGGGAUUUGGCCCUCGAUUGAACAGGGACACAUAG
Messenger RNA from Myripristis murdjan (pinecone soldierfish), 556 nucleotides. RefSeq names its product P2X purinoceptor 7. Lineage: Eukaryota; Metazoa; Chordata; Actinopteri; Holocentriformes; Holocentridae. The record is from RefSeq and is a predicted model, not a curated record. The transcript is spliced from 4 exons. Bases 44 to 556 code for a protein of 170 amino acids.